Molecule: messenger RNA, 870 nt
Organism: Cimex lectularius (bed bug)
Lineage: Eukaryota; Metazoa; Arthropoda; Insecta; Hemiptera; Cimicidae
Exons: 4
Coding region: 18-614 (198 amino acids)
Source: RefSeq, a predicted model, not a curated record
ACCCGUCUGAAACGACAAUGAAGACAGCGGUUUACUUUAUUUUCCUCUUUUUCAUUUUGAACGUCGAAAAUGCAAAACACCAGACGAAGAAAAUCUUCAGGAUUGUUAAGUUUGAAGAAUGCCCUGGAAAACGCUACAAGGAAAAAUGCAUCAAACUCUGGAAUUUCACAAACCAAAUUGUCAGUGUUGAUAAACAAAUAGCAGGUUCAACUAUUGAAUUGAAAAACGUCCCUGCAAAGCCUCAGGUAGUAACAACAGCUCUAAAAUGUGAAUCAAGUGAAUAUGAGUCCUGCGUGGAAAUUUGGAGUUUUAAGUUCGACGUUUGCUCCAAACUGCAAGAGUCGUUCUUCUACACAAAUACAGCUCAGCUUUUCAAACCCGAUCUUAAAUGCCCGAUAAAAGACGGUAUAUACAAGUCCGUGAAUUACACAGCGACGCCCGACGACCUCUACAAAUUUCUUAGGAAUGCUGGAUUUACGUCUAUCACGGAUUACUACAUCGGGCUCAGAUUCUUGUUCCUCAAUGAAAAGAGAAUCCAUAUCGGGUGCAUGGACGGUAUAGGAAAGUUCUACGACAUAAAAUCAAAAGAAAUACAAAAAACUACACGAACAUAGCUCAAUAAACACUAUGGUGAUUAAGAUUAUGGGUUAAAAUGUGGUGUUUGGUAUUAAGUUUAUACACUAUUCCUUUAAUAACAGAAAUUAAACCAAUAAAUGUAAGAGAAAAAAAUGAAAAUUGUUUUUCCAGGUAAUAAAAUAUCGACCUAUAAGUAACUUCUUGGUCGACAUACUGUCUAAAUUUAGAAUUAAUUAUACUCUUUCCUAGACAGUUAAUAGGAGAAAAACAAUUAUGUAUCUAUUUUCAUAAAGA